This is a messenger RNA of Chanos chanos (milkfish), 4296 nucleotides long. RefSeq names its product pleckstrin homology domain containing, family H (with MyTH4 domain) member 1 (gene plekhh1). Lineage: Eukaryota; Metazoa; Chordata; Actinopteri; Gonorynchiformes; Chanidae. Bases 40 to 4296 code for a protein of 1418 amino acids. The transcript has 29 exons. Gene Ontology annotation, cellular component: cytoskeleton. The record is from RefSeq and is a predicted model, not a curated record.
GCCAACAUAGAUUGGCAGAAAAGAUGCGUUUCCCUGGAGAUGCAACUGUUGAGAUUCCGUCUUCAGGCAGGAAAAAUCCGCGAACUUCUGGCAGAGAAGAUGCAAGAGUUGGAACAGAGAGUGAUUGAGGCUGACCAGCGGGCUGAGAACGCAGAGAAACAGGUUCAUAUAAUGGAAGAGAAGCUUAAAUCAGCCAAUAUACAACCCAGCGAAUCAGAGAACACUCUGUAUCGAAGGUUUCAGGAGCUGACCAAUCAAGUGCAGGAGAAAGAGAUGAUGAUAAAGAGACUAGAAGGGCAGCUGGAAAAACAGAACUUGGUUCGGGCCCAGGAGGCCAAGAUUAUUGAGGAGAAGGCUGCCAAAAUCAAAGACUGGGUCACGUUUAAGUUACGUGAGAUGGAGAUGGAGAACCAGCAGUUAAAGAUGGCCAACCUAAAGCAGGCAGAACAGAUCCUCAUUCUCCAGGAUAAGCUUCAAGUUCUUUUGGAGAGGCCCACAUCUCCAGGCUGUCCCAUGUCUCCAUCUCUUGAUGCCCACCUUGUGCCCUCUAGUCCACUGUACCCUCCCAGCUGUCCUGGUACCCCUCCUGCUCAGGAGGACACAUGGAGACAACCAGGGUCACGGCUGGCUAACUCAUCAGCAGAUAUGAAGAAGAAGGGGACAGAAGGUCCUGACCCUUUAGCCCUCAGUGCAUCCUUACAUCCCACAAUACAUAACAGAGACAAGCCAAGCCAGGACACAGCAAUCGUAUCCAUGAUAAUGGACAUCGAUGAAGGCGUGGCUGGUUUGGAGUCUCAAGCAGGAGUGACGUGUGAGAGAGCAGAGUCCAGAACAGGAGGUUCAGACAGAGACCACUCCUCCGAUGAACUCAACAGCAAAUUUCGCUCCCACCACCUUCGUUCUUCGUCCUCCUCAUCCUCAUCUUCCUCUUCGGUUUAUGAGACCCCUGGCUCCGGGAUUUUUGACACCCCCACUCCUACUCCCAAAAGCCCACCGCCCAUGUCACGUUCCCCCCCAGCAUUACGCACCCCCCUCCUUUCAGGCCCCUUACCCCUAGCAUUGCCCUCUGGUACCAGCAUGACUCUGCCCAAAGUACGGACACCCCUCACCCCCCGAGACAGCAUCCAGCUGGUUAAGAAGCACCAUAGUCAGCCCCAGCCUGGUCUAGAGCGCCUCCACCAUGUCAAUGUCAGUAUAGACAUUGGGGCAACGGCCAUUCCACAGCCCAAUCUUGCUCAAUCCUCUCCAUCCACACUGGGAGUGGAGGAGACAGAUAUUGAUGAGGGGCCUGUAGAGAGCAUGGAAGGUGUAGUGGAGGGGGCUGGAGCACAGGACGCCCCCCAUCAGGCAGUGUCCUUCGGUGGAAUGGCAGAAAAGGUUGAGUUCCUGGAACUGGAGACUGUGAAGCCUCCAACUCCACCUCUUCACAGAUUCCCCUCUUGGGAGAGCCGAAUAUACGCAGUGGCCAAGUCAGGUAUGAGAGUGUCAGAGGCCAGCCCUGGACUGAGAGCCACUGGACGCAUGUCAAGUUUGCCUCAAUACCCCAGUGCUGGACCAUUUGCUCACCAGAUCUAUAAGAACAUCAGCGUUCCUGUGUAUAGCACGCUGAAAGGGAAAGCCACUCAGAUUAGCAGCGUGCCUCUUCCCGACGAUGACUCUGGGUCGGAGGACGACAGCAGCUCAUUGGCCAGCUUGCGCACGUCCGCACUUGGUUCAGACAGGAAGGGCAGCACCCCAGGCAGCCCACGUGCCGUUAAGAGGGGUGUGUCAAUGUCAUCCAUCAGCUCAGAGAGUGACUAUGCCAUCCCCCCUGACGCUUACUCUCUGGACAGUGACUACUCUGAGCCUGAGCACAAAGUCCAGCGUACAUCCUCUUACUCCUGUGAGAGUGUUGGACCAGUAUGUCUGUUCAGUGAAACCCUGGAGAAGUCAGGUUACCUCCUUAAGAUGGGCAGUCAGGUGAAGGCUUGGAAAAGACGCUGGUUUAUCCUGAGAAAUGGAGAAAUCCUGUACUACAAGUCUCCAAGCGAUGUUAUCCGGAAGCCUCAGGGGCAAAUGGAGCUCAACUCUUCAUGUCGGAUUAUCCGUGGAGAGGGGUCACAGACAUUCCAGUUGAUUACAGAGAAGAGGACCUUCUAUCUGACGGCAGACUCUCCUAACAUCUUAGAGGAGUGGAUCCGGGUUCUCCAGAAUGUUCUCAAAGUCCAGGCCAGCGGUCCUGUCUCCAUAGAAACCACUGCCAAGUCAACAGUGCGUGGUUGGCUCACUAAGGUGAAGCACGGCCAUUCAAAGCUGGUGUGGUGCGCUUUGAUUGGCAAAGUCUUCUACUACUACCGCAACCAAGAUGACAAGUUCCCUCUGGGUCAGCUGCGCAUGCGGGAAGCACGGGUCGAAGAGGUGGACAGGUCAUGUGAUUCAGAUGAGGAUUAUGAAGCUGGUGGGCGGGGUUUCCUAUCUUCUCACUGCACGUUGGUGGUCCACCCCAAAGAGCAAAGCCCCACCUACCUGCUGAUUGGCACCAAACAAGAGAAGGACACCUGGCUAUACCACCUGACUGUGGCAGCAGGCAGCAGCGCAAGUCUAAAGGUGGGCACAGAGUACGAACAGAUGAUUGGCAAACUGCUGGACAUAGACGGAGACCCAGAAUCUGUCGUGUGGAAACACAAAGUGCUAUGCUUCAGCAAGGAGGGCCUGUAUUUUCCCCUCACCACACUGCCUUCUGAGGCUCUUCAGACAGAGGCUCUCAAACUCUUCAAGUCUUGCCAGCUAUUCAUCAAUGUACUGGUGGAGUCCCCUUCCAUAGACUACCAUACAUCACUGGCCCAGAAUGCACUGCAGGUGUGUCUGACUCAUCCCGAGCUGCAGAACGAGAUGUACUGUCAGCUGAUAAAACAGACCAAUUGCCGCACACCCCACAAUUACGCCCUCACCCAAUGUUGGCAGCUGUUGUCGUUGUGUGUGGCUCUUUUCCUGCCACAACAUCACUUCCUCUGGUACCUUAGGCAGUACCUACAGAGGAAUGCAGAUCCCAGGAGUGAAGUAGGAAAGUAUGCAGUGUACUGCCAGCGGUCAGUGGAGAGGACGUUGCAGAAUGGAGAGCGAGAGGCCAAACCCUCACGCAUGGAGAUCGUCUCCCUUCUGCUGAGAAACCCUUACCAUCAUUCUUUACCCUUCAGUAUCCCAGUACACUUUAUGAAUAACACCUACCAGGUGGUGGGCUUUGAUGGUUCUACCACAGUUGAGGAAUUUCUGAAAACUCUUAAUCAUAAAGCAGGCAUGAGGAAGCCCCAGCUCUCUGGCUUUGCGCUCUUCACAGAUGAUCCCUCAGGCAAAGACUUAGAACACUGCCUUCAACCCAGUGCUAAGAUCUGUGAUGUGAUCUCAAAGUGGGAACAGGCACUUAAAGAACUGCAUCCUGGGAAAAAUGAAGCAACUCGCACUGUUCGCUUGACAUAUAAGAGCAGGCUUUGCUUCAGAGCUCAAGCUAAGGGAGAGACAGAACGAGAGCGCCUCCUGCUGGCUUACCAAGUAAAUGAUGAAGUGCACCAAGGCCACUUUCCUGUCAACAAGGAGCUGGCCCUGGAAGUGGCAGCAUUAAUGGCCCAGGUGGAGCACGGAGACCUUGACCGACCAGCGGCAUCUUCCACAAGCUCUCCUCAGCCCAAAAUCCAACAAAUCCUCCUACAGGUUCUAGACCGAUUCUACCCUAAACGCUACAAACAAGACUGUAACAUGGAGCAGCUCAGAGAUCUUGCAGAGCGUCUUGCUGCUAAGUGGUCAGUUCUACGUGGGUGUACUGCCUCUGAGUGUGUGAGGAUCUAUCUAACUGUCGCCCGGAAAUGGCCUCUGUUUGGUGCCAAGCUUUUCACGGCCAAGCCCCUGCCUCCAACCACUUUUGACCAGACACAGGUGUGGCUUGCUGUAAAUGAGGAUGGAUUGAGUGUUCUGGACUACACCAUGCAUCUGUUGAUCACAUACUCAUACCAAGCAGUAAUCACCUUUGGAGGAUGCCGUGAUGACUUCAUGGUGGUUGUCAGUCAUACUAAAGACCAGGCCUUGGGGAAGAAAACAGUGGAAAAGCUUGUUUUUGCAAUGGCAAAACCCAAGAUCCUGGAGUUAACUCUCCUGAUGGCCAGCUAUAUCAACUAUUGGAACUCCAGCCUCCAAGCAGCUGGUAACCAGAUGCAAAACCCUUGCUCCACACUUGGGUCUCACAAAGACAAGAUGUUGUGGGACAUUGACAGCAAACACUUCCCCUCUAUGACAUACACCACAAAAGGCCCUACACUCCUGUGA